This is a messenger RNA of Bicyclus anynana (squinting bush brown), 2533 nucleotides long. RefSeq names its product suppressor APC domain-containing protein 2. The coding region runs from base 355 to 1656 and encodes 433 amino acids. The transcript is spliced from 3 exons. The record is from RefSeq and is a predicted model, not a curated record. NCBI's taxonomy places the organism in Eukaryota, Metazoa, Arthropoda, Insecta, Lepidoptera, Nymphalidae.
CUACCUGCCCGAAAUGUAGUCUGACCGGUUUCUUGCUUUACGGUCGUGGCCUGCAGUCCGCAAAAUCACUCCAACUAGCCGGUUCAGUCGCCCACUACAUAAUAUUAUAAGAUCUACCGUUCGCUAACCGACCGGAUUUUUGUCUCAUGUCUGUAUUACUUUAAGUAGGCGAAGUGUAUUUCGUACAAUCGAACGUUCCUUCUGAUAAGACAGAUUUUAAAUUCCCUAAAUAUUUCUGUUAAGUUUGCAUACACGGAGUUAAGUGAAUGUCGUGAAAUAAGUUCAGUACUUUAUGACAGCGAUGUUAUUAUUCAAAUUUUCAUUCGUUCUCUGACAAUUAAACUAUUCGUAAACAUGAUACACUAUAAUCCUUCGAACAUGGAGUCAUUACCAAAACAGUUCGUCUCUGCAAUGAGAACUCUGUUCGAUAUCAUGGAUGAUAAACACACUGGGUAUGUAAAUUUAACAGAUAUUGAAAACCGAUGGCGCGACGACCGCACUAAAGGCCUUCCCCGCGGUGUUAUAGAAAGCCUGCAAAAGGUCGCUUCUCAUGAUGGACUUCUAACAUUCGAGAGCUUUUGCACAGGCCUCAAAAUAUGUCUCUUACGAAAUCAAGUGCAAAACGCUUCCAAUAAAAUCAACGCAAUCAAUGAAGACAUUGAUAGCAAAGCACUGCACUCUCAAAUGACUAGUGCACAGCUGCACAGACCUCCUUCCGCUCCGUUGAUGGAUUUAGAUACCGCUCAUAAUAGAGACAGGAGCUGGAACUUAAUGCGGACAUCGGGAAAUUCGACACAACAUCGUACAACCAGUAUGCCUCAAUUAAUUGAAAAUAAGGACCCUCCACUACCAGAGAUAUUAUCUAACGGUAAAGUGUCGUCCGUUGCUAAACACGACACCGCUCAAUCGCAUAGAGUUUACGGGCCUCCGAAACCUCCGCGGCUGGAAAAAAACGCUAUGGAAAGGAAAGAUAAUUCUAGAACCUUCAAAUCGGAGGAAACUGUUUUGGGAAGUGACGAUUUAGGGGACAAUAAGUUAGAUUUUGAAGAAAUGACACGAUCAAUAGAAGGACAAGAUCGUGGUCUUGGCGAUGGUAGAUCCGCUAAUGGAACACAACCGAACCUUAGAAAGACACCUCGUCGACGAGAGCCACGGCGUCAUACUCUCCACAACGGUGUUGAUUAUAAUCUGUUGAAAAAAAUGAAACAAAUUGAGCAGGAGAAGGAUGUCCUGCUACAGGGCCUCACUGCUGUAGAGGAAGCUAGGGAGUGGUAUUUAAAGCAGUUGGCUGAAGUUCAAGAUAAGAUGCGCUAUGCUGGAAGAAUGGGUGCUUAUGUGGAACCUUGGAAUGAAGCACAUCAGGAGCGUCUGGAGCUGCUUCGGGCGCGAGUGUUGGAACUGAACCGCCAGCUCGGGGCGCUGGCCGCUGGAUGGCGUCACGGGCAGUUGUCGCUUCACAUGAACCUAGCUCUACCAGCAACUGCGCCCACCACUCCCAACAAUGCUACUGUGCUGCGGUCGCAAAACAAAAUGCUUGCUGAGGAAGUCAAUCGCAAGAAUGAACGGAUAUCUAUCCUUGAGAGAGAAAAAUCUGCGCUUAUAAGAGAAUUGCUACUACAAAGAAACAGAACAAAACUAAUAGAUAACUUCACAUAAAUGUUACAAUGUCGCAUGUUUUGGUAUUUAAAGCUAAGCAAAAAAAUGCAAGGACAUGUUAACUUUAUGCUGGUGCCAAUAAAGCUCUAUUUAUGGUGUGCAAAAUAAGAAUUCUUAUAUUUAUUGUUUAUUCUACUUUAAGUGGACACCUAGUUCAUGAGAAAUUCAUUGUUUUUUAAAAUUGUCUAUACUUGUGCAAGAAUCAGGUAAGUAAUUUAUGAAAGAAACUUGAAGAAGUAAACAAAUCUAGUUUAAGAUAUAAUUCUACUUUUUAAUGGUUUGGCUUAACUUGUGAUAGUAACAGAAAAUUUGUUUGAAACUGAAGGUAUGUGAACAAAGAAGAGUUUUUAAACUACUUUCAAAUGAUCUGGUGGAAAUCAUCAUCAUAGUGGUUGCUAAGUAAGUUUGUAAACAAGUUUGCCACCCAUCUUCUUCUUGCUUCUGGGCUGUUUCCCACUUGGCCAUGUGAACACUGUUGUGCAUGUUGCCACCCAUUUAGAAAUAGAAAAAAGUCAUUUAUAAAGGAGUAUUUCUGUUUUGCUGAUGCUUUAGACAGUCACACACAAACACAAUGUAUAAUUGUAUACCUUACAACUUAUCUUCAUCUUCAUUGUAAUAUAGAAUUUUCAUACACAUGUAUUUAACUUACUUGAGACUCACAUUUAAAACUUGGUUUCUGACAUCCUACUGCUUUACAGUAUAGUUUUUACAACUUAACAUUAAAGGAUAUUCACAAAGUUUUUUUAGUAUGUGACCUAAGUCAAGUUAAAGUAUUCUUUUAUACCUAAAUUGUAAUAUGAGUCAAAUAAAAAAUAAUACGCCAAUAAAAUAUUUAACUUUUCUAACUAAUAAUAUUUUAAUAAACUAUUACUGAUCA